This is a messenger RNA of Exserohilum turcica Et28A, 1104 nucleotides long. RefSeq lists its product as uncharacterized. The record is from RefSeq and is a predicted model, not a curated record. Bases 1 to 1104 code for a protein of 367 amino acids. The transcript has 5 exons. Lineage: Eukaryota; Fungi; Ascomycota; Dothideomycetes; Pleosporales; Pleosporaceae.
AUGGCGGCAACGACUCCAGCAAUUCCUCUCCCAACGGGCCCUGGAGGCAUGCCAGGCGAAAUAUGGAACUUGCCUGCGCUUCCACCGCCUCCGGGCCAAAAGUCGAAUUUCGUCAACCCGGAUUCCCGAGACACCGAGCUGAUCGUCAUGAAUGCCGUGUUUCUGAGCGCGACAGCCGUGGCAGUGGUGGUGCGUUUUGUCGCACGCCGGAGUGCGAAGGACGUGGUGGGCUGGGAUGGCAUCAUGUGUAUUAUUGCGACGCUCGCAUCGGCUGCUCAUAGCGGACUUAUGAUCUCCGAUCUCGACAUUGGCUACGGCAAGCACUUGUGGGAUAUCCGCGCAGUGACGUUGACGCGCCCAAAUCUUUUGAGGCUCAACCAGCUAUCCGCGCUGUACAUCAUCGCCAUUUGCUUUGCCAAACUGUCGGUCUUGCUACUUUACUUUCGAUUCUUCCACGUCGUCGACUUUACUCGCCAUCUCAUUUGGUUCGGCAUCUUCUUUACCCUUUUCUCGUCUGCGGCAUUCAUGGGCCAUGAGAUUGCGCAGGCUAUGCUGUGCAUGGGUAUCUCCGCCGUGACAAACAGUUUCUGCCAAGCAGUCAACAAAGUCGUUGUGAUCCAGGCAGCCGUCAAUGUCUUACUCGACUUUUACAUUCUGGCCAUUCCGCUCCAGCAAGUGUACAAGCUCAACAUGAAUUUUCAGAGGAAGCUGGGAGUUGCUGCUGUCUUUGGAGUCGGUCUUGUGGCGUGUAUUGUCAGUGUAGUGCGGAUGGGGUGGUCAAUCAGAAACUUGAACGAGUCAGAUCAUUUCUGGGCUGCUGUCCUGACGUCGGAGAUGACGAUUGUUGAGAUCAAUACGGUCAUCAUCGCGCCGUGUCUUGUCUUCGCGCCCGCUUUUGUCAAGCGCAGCAGAAGCGGACUGUCGAGUCUUCGGACACGACUAGUCAGCAGCGGGCAGAGGACACCAUCGAAAGACUCGCUGUCAGUCAUAUACGAGGGACCACACGACGAGAUACGGAAACCCGAAGUCGUUCCGCUGCAGUUUGUCACAGCGACUGAAGGCUACGUGGAACCCAGGAAGCCUGACUCCGUACACAGUCGGUAG